Messenger RNA from Trypanosoma grayi, 255 nucleotides. RefSeq lists its product as hypothetical. The transcript has a single exon. The coding region runs from base 1 to 255 and encodes 84 amino acids. The record is from RefSeq and is a predicted model, not a curated record. Lineage: Eukaryota; Euglenozoa; Kinetoplastea; Trypanosomatida; Trypanosomatidae.
AUGCUUCGUCCAACCCUGUCCCUUGCGGUGCGGCGCACACCUGCAGUUUUUUUGGCCGCUGCGGCCGCCUCUGCAGCGCCGGCAGCAGGAAGGGUAGACCCAAAGAAGUCAUCCAAGGCUCCACAAGAGUCCAAGGUUAAUGGUGCCACGGGGCCUGAUGGAGAUUCUGUUUUGGACAAGGCGGUGGUGGCCGGCUGUCUGAGUGCCGUUGCUGCCUGGUUCGUCUUUGGGCCUCCAAUUCAGUCGCACCAUUGA